UGCCCGGCUAAGGCUGCCUGGAGUGCGAAGGAAGGGGAGGGGGGGAGAGAGAGAGAGCGCCUGGGCCCUGCGACGUCACCCAAUCACCGACCGCGCCUGCGUACGGAGGGCCCACUACCCCUCUCUCUCUAUCUCCUUUUUGCCCCCCUCCCUCCACUGUUUUCCUAGGGAGAGCCCCCCAACGGCUGUAGUGGCGGUUGGCGGUGACGACGGCGGCGGCCGCCAUGGGCCAAAAAAGAUAGGGAGGAGGGGGGGAGAAAGACGGGUCCUCGCGCGGACCAAUAUAGGUAAGAGAAAAGAAACGGAGCCCGGAGGAAGAGAGGGCCUCUCGCCAGUCGCAGGUCCACUUUGAUCUGCUUUUGUGGAUACUGGCAAAAACGCAGAAAAAAAUGGGUGUCAAAACAUUUACCCACAAUUCCCCUGCUCACAGUCAGGAGAUGCUUGGAAAACUUAACAUGUUACGUAAUGAUGGACAUUUCUGCGACAUUACUAUCCGUGUGCAAGACAAAAUCUUCAGAGCGCACAAGGUAGUAUUGGCAGCCUGCAGUGACUUCUUUCGUUCCAAAUUGGUUGGCCAAGGAGAAGAUGACAGCAAAAGUGUACUUGACCUGCAUCAUGUGACGGUGACUGGAUUCAUACCCCUUCUGGAAUAUGCAUACACAGCAACAUUGUCUAUUAACACAGAAAAUAUUAUCGAUGUCUUGGCUGCAGCUAGCUAUAUGCAAAUGUUCAGUGUUGCUAGCACUUGUUCUGAGUUCAUGAAGUCCAGCAUUUUAUGGAACACUCCAAGUAGCCAACAAGAAAAGGUGUUAGAUACAGGACAGGAAAGCAGCGCAAACUGCAACUUCACCUCUCGCGAUGGCAGCCUUUCCCCUGUGUCCUCAGAAUGCAGCGUGGUAGAAAGAACCAUUCCUGUUUGUAGAGAGUCACGGCGGAAACGCAAAAGCUACAUAGUAAUGUCACCAGAAAGCCCACUUAAAUGUAGCACUCAGACAAACUCUCCACAGGUUCUGAACCCUUCAGCUUCUUAUGCGGAGUCUAGAAGUCACCCUGUAGAUUCUUCCUUAGCUUUUCCUUGGACUUUCCCUUUUGGAAUUGAUCGAAGACUUCAGUCAGAAAAGGUGAAACAAAUAGAAAAUUCUCGGACUCUAGAAGUGCCUGGCCCAUCUGACGCGUCUAGAAGAAUUGCUGAUUAUGUGACUUGUGAAAGCACAAAGGCCAGCUCACCUCUGGUGAUUGAAGAAGACGUGCGUGUAAAAGUGGAAAGAUUAAGCGAUGAGGAAGUUCAUGAGGAAGUAUCACAGCCUGUGAGUGCAUCGCAAAGUUCUCUGAGUGAUCAACAGACAGUUCCAGGGAGCGAACAAGUCCAAGAGGACCUUUUGAUCAGCCCCCAGUCAUCUUCUAUAGGUUCAAUAGAUGAAGGAGUCACUGAGGGAUUGCCAACACUGCAGAGUUCCUCUGGUGGCAAUGUUCAUGCAGAUGAUGAUGAUCGAUUGGAAAAUGUCCAGUAUCCUUACCAGCUCUAUAUUGCUCCUUCAACCAGUAGCACAGAAAGACCCAGUCCAAAUGGCCCUGAUAGACCUUUUCAGUGUCCAACAUGUGGUGUUCGGUUUACCCGUAUUCAGAAUUUAAAACAGCACAUGCUCAUCCACUCAGGCAUUAAACCAUUUCAGUGUGACCGUUGUGGGAAAAAGUUCACCCGGGCUUACUCGCUAAAGAUGCAUCGCCUGAAGCACGAAGGUAAACGCUGUUUCCGGUGCCAGAUAUGUAGUGCCACUUUCACUUCCUUCGGGGAAUAUAAACACCAUAUGCGGGUUUCCCGGCACAUUAUCCGCAAGCCUCGGAUUUACGAGUGCAAAACAUGUGGCGCCAUGUUCACCAACUCUGGAAAUUUAAUCGUUCAUCUGAGGAGUCUGAACCAUGAAGCGUCAGAGCUAGCAAACUACUUCCAGAGCAGUGAUUUCCUAGUACCGGACUACUUAAACCAAGAACAAGAAGAGACCCUCGGCCAGUAUGAGCUAGGAGAGCAUGGAUUUGAAAGCAGCUCCUCUGUCCAAAUGCCUGUUAUUUCACAGGUUUCAUCAACUCAGAAUUGUGAAAGCACUUUUCCCUUAGGGCCUCUGGGUGGGUUGGCAGAAAAGGAAGAAGACAUGCCAGAGCAUCCAAAGACUAUUGCAAGUGCCGAGGCAAGCCGAGAUGACUCCCUGAAACCAGGGCUCUCAUCCAUUACUAUUGAAUAAGUAAAAAGUUUGGUUUCAGUUUUGUCUUUUUGGAAAGUGCCUGUGUUUGGUCUUGUACAUUUUAAUUUAAUUUUCAGAAGGGGGGGGGGAGAAUGUACCCCUUUUUAUUUUGUAAGCUAUGCUGUUGAAACCAUGAACUGCAACAAAUGUUACACUAUUCUUCACAACCAAAUGGUCACUUUUGUGGAAACAUUUUAAGGCUGAAAUGCACAGUAAGGUUUUGUCAGAACAUCACACGCACUUCUAAAGAAAAGCUAAGCACACACAAAUUACUAGUAUAGUUUCUUGUUUUUAUGGUAGGAGUAAUCAUAAGGGUUUUGUUUUGCCACCCUCAAUUUCAAAGAUCUUCUGAUAAUGGAAGAGGAACUGAUGGCUCUUAAAUCCUUUUUGAGUAUGCUGUCAAGUACUGAGCAGUCAAAUUACAUUUGAUGGUAGACCUCUGAAUAGUUUUGCCUAGAAUGAAUCUCAGUUUCCCUUAGGCAUGCUUACUUGCAAUCAUUAUUAAAAUGUGCAGGGCCUCUGUUUUUAAAACUGUAUGAUUUAUUGGCUUUGGCAAAACAAGGGCAGUGUACCCAGGUAUGCUUACCUUUGGUAUGCCAUUCCUCCUUAAAAACUGCUCCUACAAAUGGCCUUAUAUGGAUUUCUUUCUCUAAAGUGAUACUUUACAGUUUUCACAGCAGGAAAUUCUGGAUUUACUGUAUGUAAGCAUUUGGGAGAGUAGAAAAUUAUGACAAGGAGGGAGAGGUUACAAAAAGCAAAUGAGCAUUUGUGCAUUAAUGUACUCUCCUGUGAUUUACACACACACUUAUGUGUGUGUGAACUACAGUUUUAUUAACCUGUUUUUAGAUAAAACAAGCAAUGUAUUUUCCUUUAGAGGCCAUGUUUCUAAACCAACCGGGGUUGUUUACAAAAGGCCUGUUAGCAAUGAUAAAAUGUUCCUAUUCUAAAACAUUUUUAUGCCCUUUCCAAGCCAGUUUCACAAAAGCCAUUACUUUGGCGACACUCACAACUCCAGCAAGCAAUAAUCUGAACGCUUUGCCAUUUAAUUUUCCUCUCUUAAGUUUUUAAAAGGUUUAAAACACAAGAUGGGGCAUUUGAAAGGCCACAAGUUCUUGUUUUGUUUCCUAUGUUUUCUGUUCUGGGUAAAAUUUAGAAAUUUAAAUUAAACUCUUUUUUUGUUCAUUCGGUUUUGGGUAGCCUAAAAUAUCCCAAGUUUCAUCAUUUACCUAUUGAUUUUUAAGAAGUGUGAGACUUAACUGAGAAGGUACUUGAAUUUCAUAUGAUCAUUAAACUGAGGAUAAAACAGUAAAGCAUUGAUGGGGAAGUAUAGUGAAAAAGCUGCAGAGGUGAAAUAACAAGGUGGAUAUAUUAUGCAACCAAUACUGAGGUCUUUGAAAACUCUGGAAGUUAUAGUUUCAAAGAAAUAUGUUUCUGCCAAUAGCAAAUCCACCGAAUCUAGAGAAACUAAUCCUUAUACUUCGCAUUAUUCUUGUAAAGGGCUUCACAGAGAACUACUAACAGACUUUAAAUUUAGGUGUUUUGCUAAACAGCUUUAGGGUUGUUUUUUUCUUCCCAUUAAUUUUGAAUUUUAAAAAAGUAUUCUUACAGAUUAGUAAAUUCAGUAUUUUCCAGAAGGGAUGUCCAUGCUGAGGUUCUGUCCUCCUUUUCAGGUCAGACCAGUGAUGGUUCUGUCAUCAACGAAACCAAAAAACCCCAAAGCUAGCAAAAAAAUAGGUUGUAUGUACAUUGGUAUUAUCAUUCCAGUAAUUUCUGUAAGGACUAGCUAUUUAUUUAUUUCCUCAAAUGCAGGAUGAAAUGGUUUUAGGCAACAAAUUUCAGCAAUCACAUUAGGUUCAUAAGUCUAAGUGAUAUGAAUGGUAUAAGAUGCAUAUCAGUUUCAUAUAUGUUCAUUCUUAAUGUUGUAUAAUUUACUUUUGUAUACACAGAUUUUUGUUCUGCCUACACAAUGCAUUUUAUCUUGUGUAAGGUCCAUUCAAGAGGCAUAAUUUGCUAGUGCAAAUUGUACAUUUGAUAUGUGCAAAUGUAGAGCAGGUGAUCUACAUUGACAGAUUUUUAGGGUAUUUAAAAUGUGAUAUCAGUCAGUUAUCUUUCCUGAAAAUAUGCUAUUAUGGAAAAUACUGAAAAAAAGAUACUCCAAAGAAAUCUUUUGGAGCUCAAGUUUAUUCUUACCUAAGGUAAACAUAGACAUAAUCAGUGUUUGUGUAAAAACAAUGACUAUUCUGUUGCAUCACAGUACAAAAAAGUUAUGUAUUGUGAUAAUAAGUCAGAAUUUUAAAAACUCUACCCAGCAAAGGAGCAAUUCAGAAUUCUCUUUCCCAUUGAGAGAGCUCUUUUUAGAUUUAAAUUUUCACUGUUUAAAAAAUAAUUAAUAAUUUAGAAACGUUCAUUUGUUCAGUCAGUAUUCAUUUACAAGCAUUUAAAAGGAAACCUUGUGGGUAAGCAAGAUAUUGAACACCUUGGGCAACUCUUACUUAAAAUUGUAAGCUCGCGUACUUUAAACUGAACUGUAAACACUGCAUAUUUUAAGUCAGGGAUAACAAACUGUUAUAUCCACGUGGUGGAUCCAAUCCUCAAAAUAACUAUUCGUUCCCUCACAGUCUGGAUUCUGGCCAGCAUUGUAGGAAAACAUUUUCACACCUGCUCAAUAUAGCAGCAACAUUAUCUUGCCCAAAUUUCAGCAUCAGACCUUGGUGUAUCCAUCCCAAUCUAGGCUCUUCAAGGAGAAUGACUGUUUCCCUGUCAAAUUGCAGCCCAAAAUCAUCACUUCCAGAGAACGUGAACCUAGGUAGCUAACCGAAUAAUGUUUACAGCCCAUUAUACCAAAGGUUAGUCAUCCUUUUAAAUUCACUUAAACAUAAGGUCUAUUCCUGCUUUGUCAGGUUGUCAUUCUAUGAAUUUCAUUUGUGGGCAAAAAGUUUCCAACUCAAGGUAGUUAUAAUGGGUUUCCUUUGGUAAUCGUCAGAAUGUUUGCAUUGUCCUGUCCAAAUUACUCAUAUGGUGGCUCAAUAUGAGCCAUAUACAAAAUACAGCACCCCAGGAAUCAGGAUGAACUGUGCAGCUUCUCUUUCCCUGACUUAUGAAAGAUUCAUAUGCACAUGGAAAGCAUCUGUUCCCACAUGCUGUUCAAAAAGGGGCUGUGGGACGUAGGACAGUCACUUAAUGCCCAUGCCAUGGACCCAGUGGGGAGUUUAUGUACAUGGGGAGAUCAGAUCUCAAGCCCUCAAAUCACAAUAUAGAAUGUCAGUUCCAUGUUGCAAAGCAUCCUAUCACCAGCUUCUAGUCCAAUUUCCCUUGAGUGCAUUAUUUGAAAAUCAGUUUGGCACCUUGUUCGCCAUUGAACCAGUGCGAUGCUCCCAAUUCUGAUGCAGAACACAACAGUCGGUGAUGUCUUUGAGAACAGUUCUAGUUUGGGCACUUACCUUUUGUCUGAAAAGUGUAAAUGUGAAUUUUUUUUUCAUUAACCAGUGCCAGUGUAGCAAAUAUAUAUUAUAUAUAUUAUAUUUUCUAAAACUAUAAUUCCCUAGGCCCCAGGUCCCAAAAGAGAUUGAAAUUGUAUUUUUUUAACAGUGCAUUUGCAAAUUUUUAAAUAAUGGCUUUAGCCAGGUUUUUUGGGGGGGUUGGGGGCAUUUCACUAAUUUUUCUUCACCAGCCUCAAGACAGCAGAGGGUUAGAUAAAAAAAAAUCCCUGCCUCUUUCCUAAAGUCUGCAAAUUUGGCAUACUGAAAAUUGUUUUGGAUGGUGUUUGAUAUAAAAGAGAUGCAGUUUUUCCCCCCCAUUCUUGGUUGCCUUUCUGUAGAAGGCAAAGCUAGCUUUUUUUAUCCUGAUAAAAAGAGACAGAACAAAUCUUGGUAAGUCUGUUGACUCUGUAGAAACAAGCAGUUUCUGUCUGAAAUCAGGCUUCCAUACUACAAGACUUUGCAGGUCACAUUUGGCUGGGAAGUGGGGAAAUAAUAAGUCAGGGUAGGAUAUAAUAAAUACUACAGCUCUUCGGUAGAAUAAAGCUGGUAUUUUUGAAAGAAAAGAAAUGAUACAGAAUUUUUAAAAAUGCAAAUAUAAGUGGAUUUAAAGCUCUCUGUUUGUUUUUAUGUCAAAUUCUCUGUGUGGUAUCAGAGGACUUCAGCUGCUUUAUGGAGAAUUGAGAAACACCCGAAAAGGAUGGUGCUGUUUUGUUUGUCUAUUAGGCUGCUGCAUGCUGCCAGUUUAUUCUAUCUCCAGUCCCAGCCAGUGGAAGCUUGAGUGUGCUUCCUGGUCCCAUUCUUGCAGUGCUGUCUCUCUGUGGAUCUUUGUAGAAUCCUUAAAUGGGAAGGGAGUAAAGCUGGAGUCAGAAGUGCAAACUGAAUCCUCAAAGGGCAUUCCAGCAACAGUGUGAAUCUUCCUCCCCCAUUUAACUGUGCCAGUCUUCAGUCACCAGCCUCCAUCUCAUAGAGCUUUUCUUGUCUGUGCCGACCACAGCUAGGCUACUUGGCAUGUUUAUUGACUUAAUGGAGAAAACAAAAAAAAUGUUUUUUGGGUUUGGUUUUUUUUUAAUGUUGAAAUACACUUUGCAUUUUAUAUACUAUAUCUGGCUAUUAGUAUUUUUCAGGAACCCAUAGUUCUUGGUGGCUAUAUAUAUAUUUUUGUGACUUUUUGUAAACUAAAGUGCCGUUUCACUGUUACAAUCAUUUCUAGAGUUCUUGUAAUCAAUGUGAAUAUCAUGGUUUUUUCGAAAUCCGUUCUGAGCCUGUAGUGUUCGCUUUUGUGAUUCUCCGUGUAAUGUAUAUAUUCUGUAUAGUUACCUUGUACUGAAAUAUUAGCUUGUUUGAUAUAAGAAGAAUAUGUAUUGGGUACCUUUUUUGCUAGCCUGGUUGUUUAAUCUUUAAAAAAAAGCCUUCAAAAAUUAAAAAAAAAAUCUCCAGAUUGGUCUCAUAAGUCAAAAUGAGCGGGAAGAAAAACUAGUUUUGAGUGUCUUUGGAUAGAAACAUAAUGCUAAGAUUUUUCAUUAAAAUAUUAAUGUUUUAUGGAGUAAGCA
This is a messenger RNA of Sceloporus undulatus (fence lizard), 7269 nucleotides long. It is a transcript of the gene ZBTB44, whose product is annotated as zinc finger and BTB domain containing 44. The transcript is spliced from 6 exons. NCBI's taxonomy places the organism in Eukaryota, Metazoa, Chordata, Lepidosauria, Squamata, Phrynosomatidae. Gene Ontology annotation, molecular function: protein binding. The record is from RefSeq and is a predicted model, not a curated record. Bases 390 to 2240 code for a protein of 616 amino acids.